AUGACAAGACUGUUCUCGUUAGACCUUGGCGGUUCGAGAGCCCUCACAGGUCGCGUCUCCAUUCCCAAUCCGCUCCAAACGUCAGGAACAUCUCGACCGGUACCCCUCCUUGUCUGCAUCCACGGAGGAAGCUAUGACUCGGAGUAUUUCGAUAUUGACUCUAAACAUUCCAUAUUUGAGCUCGGCAGAUCUCUCCGAAUUCCUGUUGUUGCCAUCGACCGGCCAGGCUAUGGUGGGAGCACGGCUUACCCUGACCUCAAGAAUGAAGAUAUUGAAGAACGUGGUACCACAUUCUCCAAUGAGCAAGGUAAAUACCUCGACUCGAUUGUUUUCCCAGCAUUAUGGAAGGAAUUUGGACCAAGCUCCGGUGCAGCGAGCAUGGUUGUAUUUCCGCAUUCCAUCGGGGGCAUGGUGGCUAUCAUCGCGGCGGCAAUGUAUGCCAAUAAUGAUGGAAAGAAGCAAUAUCCCCUGACAGGGCUGAUAGUAUCUGGUAUUGGAUGCAAGAGUCAUAUGCAUGAAUCGCCGGACUCUAAUCAAAGGAGUAGCGAGAACAACAAUGGGAACAGAGAGAGCCUGCACACUGAUGAACAGCAAACGCAUAUGCGGUUCAAUCCUAUUCCAUCAUAUACAGAAGCCCUUAACAAGCCGGUUCCCCUGGGUGAACUACACGAUAUCCGCACAACGUGGCAGAACUACUGGGUCUCGUACGCCGAGCAGAUUACUGUACCUUUUCUGUAUGGGGUAGGUGACCAUGACGGCUUCUGGGAUUCAUCGGAAGAAGGCAUCGCGCAGUUUACCGAUGUGUUCCGAACCAGCAGUCCCAGGGUUCAGAGUGUAGUGGUCCCUAUGGCACCUCAUUGCGUGGAGAUGAGUUGCAAGGAACGGCGUGGUUAUUACGCUGUUUGGGAUUUGCUAUUGAAUGUACUAUUGCUCAGAGAUCAGGGCAACGGGCUGGCGAUUGUUCAUAAAGCCGACCCACUAUACUGUAAGCUGUGUAAUGAGGAUCGUGGAUAA
Molecule: messenger RNA, 1014 nt
Organism: Aspergillus alliaceus
Lineage: Eukaryota; Fungi; Ascomycota; Eurotiomycetes; Eurotiales; Aspergillaceae
Product: alpha/beta fold hydrolase
Exons: 2
Coding region: 1-1014 (337 amino acids)
Source: RefSeq, a predicted model, not a curated record